Molecule: messenger RNA, 3570 nt
Organism: Periophthalmus magnuspinnatus
Lineage: Eukaryota; Metazoa; Chordata; Actinopteri; Gobiiformes; Gobiidae
Gene: rbm14a
Product: RNA binding motif protein 14a
Exons: 8
Coding region: 131-1663 (510 amino acids)
Cellular component (GO): cytosol
Molecular function (GO): mRNA binding
Source: RefSeq, a predicted model, not a curated record
GUGGCGUUUGAACUCAGCUCGUUCGUCUUUGGUAAGAAACGACAGCGCGCUUUAGUUUUGUUUUCUUAUUACGCUUUUAAAAAACAUCGCAUCUGGACACGAAGGAACCGGAUGCCAGGUUGAAACAGAGAUGAGUGACAACAUAAAACUUUUCGUGGGGAAUCUUCCUGCAGACGCUACAGAAGACGAAUUGAACAAACUCUUUGCACCCUUUGGAGAAAUAAACACCUGCUCACUGCUUAGACAAUAUGCCUUUGUAACACUAAAGGGAGAGGGAGCAGCGGACAGGGCCAUAAGGAAUCUCGAUGGCAAAGAGUACAGAGGUAGGCCCCUGGUGGUCGAGGAGUCACGAGCGCGCCCUCCAAACUCCAUUAAAGUGUUUGUUGGAAACCUCAGUGCAACGUGCUCCGCAGAUGACCUGCAUACACUGUUCUCCUCCUAUGGAAAAGUGUUGGACUGUGAUAAAGUCAAAGCACGCUUAUGUUCCAAUGUUGGCUAUGCGUUUGUGCACAUGGAGAGGAGGGACGAAGCCCUUGCAGCAAUUGAGGCCCUGAAUGGGAGCCUCUACAAAGGCCGACAACUGGCUGUGGAGCUAUCAAAAGCUCAACCUUUAGCCAAUCAGAUCGCAGCAGUAGAUGGUUCAGGCAGAGAAGGACUUCUACCCAGGCCUGCCCUGGAGCAUCACCAGAGUCAGGCUGCCGUGCUGGCUGCAGCAGCAGCUGCUGCCGCUGGACUUCCCAUUCAGGUUCAGCAAAGUGUCCACAAUUCAUUCUACAACACCACACCGUUAGAUCCGACUUACACAGCCCUCAGAGGCAUCACCAGUUCAAAAGGAGCAGAUGGAGUCAUAUAUGGGGCUUUGGCCAGCCAAGUCUACGGGUCAGUGGCUGAUAAGGUCUACAAACAGCCCGAGGUCCCUGCUGCCCCUGAUCCUACGACACUGUUUGAGGCAGCCCGGGCCAAGUUUUUUCAAGAUGGACAGAAGGUACUGGCUGAGCAACAGGCAGGAAGUAAGGGUCCACCAGAGACAGAGCGUGACCGUAGCCCCAUUAGAGGGAACCGUGCCCCCCUCCUCCCUGACCCUGUCCCAGGAUCAUUUGGCCCAAACCGACCCAAACGCAGAGCUCUGUUGCCCACACCACCAGGGGCCCCUGAGGAUCCUGCAUCCACCGCUGCAGCUGCUGCCCCUGAAGGAGCUGACCCUGUUGCCAGGUCAUACACUGAAUACUGUCAGCAGAUGCAGCAGUACCAGCAGUAUCAGCAGUACCAACAACAAUACCAGUACCUUCAAUAUGCUUACACCAACCCCCCUCCGCCCCCUCCACCCCCUGCCCCUGCCUCCACUCAGGCCCCACCCUCCACCGCAGCCCAGGCCCCUCCAGGAACAUACUCCGCUCCCCAAACCUACGCCUACCCUCCUCCUGGGAUGUACGACGCUUCAGGGGGCUAUAACAACACUGCAGGCUCCUAUGACGCCUCCUCAGCUGGGACGUACAGCGCGGCAGCCGGGGGCUACGACACAUCCUCAGGCUACACAGCAGGAGCUUAUGGCUCGACGGGAGCUUACCCAACGACACCGUAUGAGCAGACACCCGCACACGGCCAACCCACUGCCCAGCGCAACGAUUACCCAUAUCACACGCCAGAGCCCCCUUAUCGAUAGGCACACACUGCUCCAUACUUUUGCAUUUGUCUAUGACUGACAGAGAGAGUUAAAAUGGACAGAUUAUAAAUAGAGGCUUUACAAUUGGAUUUUUGCAGAAAUAAAGUGUACAUGGUUUUGUAAAAAAAAAAAAAAGUAGUUGAGUAGUUUGAGGAUUUGCAGGAACUGACUUCUAUUGAUGGUUGGCUUUGAAGUCCUCAAUAUGUUCUAUAAAAGGUAUCAAGAAUGGAUGGCUGGUUCACAUUUCUAUAUGGAAAGUAUUUCAAUGUACCAAGGUGUAGGUGGAGGAGCUUGAACAAUGUUUCUGACAGUUUAGCGUUUAUGGAAAUGGUUGUCUGAUUCAGUUUAUCAGAGCGGUCUUCAUGAGGGUUUCCAGACUUUGUAAUAUUUAUAUUUUGGUUAGACAGGAAAAUGAAUAUUGUUAUUUGAGAGCUAUUAGCCAGAGGGUAGUGUUCCUUGUUCCACACACAGAGCCUUGACCAGGGAUGCAGUCAGUGCAUUUGAACUGUAUAUUUACUUUGUUGUGUACCUCAAGCAGAAGAAAAUGGAUGGAUGGUGUACCUCUGAAUAUGUACGAGAGAAAAAAAAACAAUAUUGAUUGAUUUAAUAUUGGAUGGUCAAAGCCAAAAAAAUUACCCCAAAAUAAUUGUGGGAUAAUAGUGAUGGGGUUUUAAUACAUUUAUUCAGUCUACCUUUUAAUUGGUGACUGAUAGAACUAUAGAAUAUUUUUUUUAAGGGAAAUGGAACCUAGUUUUCAUGCAAAUUUGCACCAAUUUUUACAUUUGGAAUGCAAAAACCACAUACAUUUGAAGACUGUUGAUAUGAGGGCCUGUUUUUCAGCUUGUGGUCAAUCGGAGAGAUGUACACACGGCUCUUGUACUUAAGCAGCAGGCAUUUUUAAUAUUUUGGAAUGUAAAACUCUAAACUAGCAGAGGUAAAAGUACAGGUGGACUUUCUUAAAGUUAGUGUUUGCUAUUGAGGUAUAACUUUGUGGCAUGAAGGAUAAAGCAUUUGAGUUGGUACAGUAACAUGACGUUUUGGGGCCACUGCAGAACUGUCCUAACCUGUCCCUAACAUUUCUGAAAGCCAUUGUUGAGACACUCACUCGAGCUCAUGUCUUUACUGCAGAUCACACUUGUGAAGCAGUCUGGAGCUGUGAGGCCGGUGGGAGUGAGCGUAAGUCACACACAGCCUCCACACGCUCCAUCUGAACUGUUAGUUGCAUGCCUUGUUGUUGCUGCUGCUCCAGCCACCUUCUUCCUCUUGCUGAUUAUUGCAGCUAGAGUGGGAGGGAGCCAAACUGAGCCCUUGCCCGGACGCCCCUGUAGCGUGGGAUGGGACUAACAGCAGCGUUAGGCCUGAACUGCUGUGGACACUGAGCUGUCCCGUCGCUAAGGUAACCACUCAGACCACACACGCCCCUCCCUCACACACACACAAACCUGUCCGUCUCCACGACUUCUCUUCUAGGAUCUGGGAAUUUUUCACAUGAAAAAUUACUUCCUCCCGAUUUUUUUGCUUUUUAUUUUAUAUUUUCAAACAUUCCUGCUCCAGAAUGCAUCAAAGACUCCUGCUCCUCCUCCUUGUAGUCUAGGCUCAGUUUUUCAUUUCAACUGAGCUGGGGGUAUGAAUCACUUCAGUUUUGUACUCAAGCCCCAAGGGCCAUAUUGGGCUCAAGUGCCUUGCUCAAGAGCACAGCGAUCACGGCCAUCUUUUUCUGUUAGUUAAUGCUGGCUCAGGAUUGGUUGCUGGUUGAACGCUUGACUCUUCUCAUUUGGCUCUAAAAGGAUAGUUGGUGCCACUGUCGUCUUGUAUGAAUGACAACUUACACAAAAUCAUUUGUUUUAGGCAUUUUGUUCGCUGUUCUUCGAUAUGUUUAUCAAUAAAUAAAUUUCAAUGAAACCAAA